AUGUACCCCUUUGCAAUGCAAGAAAGAUUUAGAAGCUCUGAACAGUAUCAAUCCCUCUUUCUUUUGAUGAAGUUUAACAUGCUUUUGGAUUUUCUGGGACUCCUAAGGGAAUCCCACAAGCUUUUCUUCCGAAAUGGGAAGGCCAUGUCCUCCCUCACCCUUCUCAUAAUACUUGUUACUUCUUUCCUGUUGGUGAUUCAUAUCUACUCCCUCAAACCAAUAAUUACUGAUAUUACAAUCAAGGCAAACUUCCUGGCAGCUACAAGUCCCACUGGCGCUGAAUUCGCUCGUCUUCUAACUGCCAUGAUGUACGACUUCAGAGUAUAUCUUGGACUACAAUGGAUUUUCAUUUUGGGGUUCUCUUUUACCUCAUUCUAUUUUGCAACAGCCUCAAUCUUAGCAUCAGCAGUAUCAUACUGUGGAAAUGACUUGUCCAUCAAGGAACUUCUACCAAGGGCACUGAGGUCACUGAAAAGACCAUUUGUUACAUGGUUUUACAUAACACUGCUUGAUCUAGGCUACUUAUCAUUUCUCUUUGCAUUUGUUUUUCCUUUAGUGCUGAUUUUCAAUCUUAAGCUCACCAUAUCUGCUUUCACUAUAGUCGCAUCCAUUCUAGCUCUAGUUGUCAGAACUUAUCUCGCUGUUGUGUGGAACUUAGCACUAGUUGUUUCGAUACUAGAAGAAAAAUGUGGCAUUGAGGCACUUGGGAAAGCUGGACAGCUUAUUAAGGGAUCAAAGCUACGAGGGUUUUUUCUGAAUCUUGUUAUAGCCACUGCCUCGUCGGUGUUAUUUGUUUUGUUUAGGACUGUUGCUAAAGCUAUGCCAAUAAAAGCACUGAUAAUUCCACUGCUCCUGUUAAAUUGUAUCAGCUGCCUCAUAACUAUGGUCUUGCUAAUGGCAUCCACAGUCCUGUACUAUGAGUCCAAGGCGAUUCAUGGAGAAGAGCUUGAACUGCAAGGAAGCUUGGAAUAUGCUAAGGUUUCCUCUGCUACCCCUCUUAUCAAUGCAGAUGCAGUUUGA
This is a messenger RNA of Rosa chinensis, 1020 nucleotides long. RefSeq lists its product as uncharacterized. The record is from RefSeq and is a predicted model, not a curated record. The transcript has a single exon. Bases 1 to 1020 code for a protein of 339 amino acids. Lineage: Eukaryota; Viridiplantae; Streptophyta; Magnoliopsida; Rosales; Rosaceae.